CAAAAAAAGCAUUGUUGUGAGGAAAUGGUCUUCAUAACAAAGCUAUAGAUUGAAGAGAAAAUAGCACGUCAACUCACAUAUUUCACACCUCAUUAGAGUAAUCCAACAACAAAUAGUUGAAUAUGGCAUUCCCCCACAAAACUACUACCAUAUAUGCAUGCCUUUGCACAACAAACUCAUUAUUAGAUCAUAAUUUCUAGCUAUUAUAGAGUUUACAUCUCUUAAGCCUCCUCUCAUGAGGUUCUAAGUGGCCUUUAAGAAGUCAAAAUUUAAGUAGAGAUAUUGAGAUACAUCAACAAGAUCAUGGGCUCUGAGAUCAAGAUCCUCAAGAAGUUGACCCGCGCCGCGUCGCAAAGUUACCUCGGGUUCGGAUUGCUCGUCGGGUUCUUCUUGAUCUUGCUCACCUACUGCAUGGUCUCCGAGCAAUUCGCGAUUCGGGCUCCGAAUGGCACUUUUUCGCGAUUAUCGCCGAGUUACGGAGCUAACAUGAGCCCCUUGGUGCAAGAUAAGACUAAUGCAGGAUUGGAAGAAGAUCGAAAAUCGGAGCCUUUCGAGGAGGAAGACGACAUCGAAGAGCAGAGGAAAACAUCGGUUUCUUCGACUGAUCACGACACCGAGAAUGAAAGAAAACCACAGGAUCAACAGGGAGAAGAUCAAACAGAGAAAUAUGAGCAGGAUCCGGACUUUUUCAAGGGUGAUAAUGCACCGACUACGGAUGCGAUCGAAUCGAAUCAUUUCGAAACUGAAAGAAAACCAGAGGAUCGACAGCAAAAAGAUCGAAUCGACAAGUUUGGAGAGGAAUUGAACCCUUUUAAGAAUGAUGAUGCACCGAGAAAGGAUCCGAUCGAUUCGAAUCAAUUCGGCAAUGAAAGAAAAGCUGAGGAAUGGCAUGAGAACAAAGGAAAUGAGAAAACCCCCCAACAAAUUAAUCCUUUCAUGACAGAAGAUGCGCAGAAAAAAGACGCGAUCGAUUUCAUGCCCUUCGGUGGAGGAAAUCAAAAUACCAACCAAUUUGGCCCUCAAACAAAGCCGAUUUGUGACAUGUCGGACGCGAAAUUCGACUUCUGCGAGAUGAACGGCGAUGUUCGAGUCAUUGGAAGUGCCUCGACGGUGUUACAUGUACCUAACCAAAUGAGCUAUCCAAAUCCUCAUGAGUGGAAAAUUCGACCUUACUCGCGAAAAUAUAUGCAAGAUAUAAAGGAAGUGACCGUAAAAUCCUUAAAUGGUCCCCAUGAAGCUCCCCCUUGUUCGGUUAAAGAGCGCAUUCCCGCUGUUGUAUUCGCGCUCGGUGGGCUCACGGGGAACUAUUGGCACGAUUUCACCGACAUCAUAAUCCCCCUCUUUGUGACUUCUCGACAAUUCAGCGGAGAAGUUCAAUUCCUCAUAACCAACAUCCAACCUUGGUGGAUAGGCAAGUACACUACAAUCUUCAAGAAGUUGUCGCGCUACGAGUUCAUCGACAUGGACAAGGAUAAUCUUAUUCGGUGCUACCCGCACGUCAUCGUCGGUAUAUUAAGCCACAAAGAGUUUAGCAUCGAUCCCGCAAGAGCUCCGAAUGGCUACUCCAUAGUGGACUUCACAAAGUUCAUGAGGCUCACUUACUCUCUAGAGAGGGACAACCCUAUCAAGCUAAGCCAAAACCUUAGUGGCAAGAAACCGCGCCUUUUGAUCAUCGCGAGGGGCCUAAGUCGGCGGUUCACCAACGUUCCGGAGAUUGUUGGCUCCGCAGAGCGGCUAGGGUUUGAGGUGGUGGUGGCAGACGCAAAGUUCGACGUGCAACUUGGAGAAUUCGCGAGGAUCGUGAACUCAUGCGACGUGCUGAUGGGCGUGCACGGGGCGGGGCUAACGAAUUGCGUUUUUUUACCAACGAACGCGGUGAUGAUCCAAGUAGUGCCUUACGGGAAGCUCGAGCACAUGGCGAAGAUGGAUUUUGGCGAUCCGGCGAUCGACAUGAAGUUGAAGUACUUGGAGUAUAGCAUUAGUGCAGAAGAGAGUACAUUGAUGGACAUGUUUGGGAAGGAUCAUCCAAUUAUAAAGGAUCCAAUUGCAAUUCACAAUAGUGGGUGGGAGAAAGUAGGGGAAUUUUACUUGGGGAAACAAGAUAUAAGGCUUGAUACAAGGAGGUUUGAACCUACUCUUUUGAAAGCCCUAGAGCUUCUCCAAUAAAAGAGUGUGUUUGUUGUAGAAUUUGGUGCAUUCACUUCAUUAAUUUGACAUUCUUCUUCUUUUGAAACUUUUCUUUUCUUUUUUGAACUCUUUUUGGAGAGGGAUUUUUUCCUUGUGUUGUAUAGAAGAUCAAAUAGCUAGUUGAUAAACCAUUAAGUUUGGUUUUUUUCA
Ananas comosus (pineapple) is the source of this 2337-nucleotide messenger RNA. RefSeq lists its product as uncharacterized. Gene Ontology annotation, molecular function: glycosyltransferase activity. Lineage: Eukaryota; Viridiplantae; Streptophyta; Magnoliopsida; Poales; Bromeliaceae. The transcript has 7 exons. The record is from RefSeq and is a predicted model, not a curated record. The coding region runs from base 304 to 2166 and encodes 620 amino acids.